AUGAGCGGAGGCAUUCAGCGUUAUUGUCUUGGUGAGAAUAGUAGUAGUAUUGAAAGGGGGCCAACUGCGAAAAGGCUCAUUGUCAUUGAUUUCGGAUGUGUAAAGACCAUAGCUGGCUUCAGUCAGCGUGAAAACGCCACGAAGGCGUUUUUGGGUUCCGCGUCGAGGUUACCAAAAUCAAACAAACUGUACGCACACAGGGAGGACGAAAUGCUGACGAUGGAGGCGGACCUCAAGGGCGGUAGUCUUCACGGAAAUAUGGCGCCGCACCCUGGCCUGCAUCAAGUCAGCAGUUACGGUACUUUAGGAGGUUUAGUUCACGGAUCAUCAUUAUCGCCGAGUAGCAUGGCCUUGGGUCAACCACAUCUCCAGCACAUGUCGCAACAUCAACCUUUGCAACACUCUCAACACACACCCCAUCAUCAAUCUCAUCAACCGCCUCAGCAUCACCAACCUCCGCCGUCCAGUCUUCAUCAGCACGCACCCCAGCCAAAUAAUAACAAUAGUUCAAAUAAAAAUCAAAAUAUCGAUCGGGUAAAACGUCCCAUGAACGCAUUCAUGGUUUGGUCGAGAGGUCAACGACGGAAAAUGGCACAGGAAAAUCCUAAAAUGCAUAAUUCGGAAAUAUCUAAAAGACUUGGUGCGGAGUGGAAGCUACUUAGUGAGUCGGAAAAAAGGCCUUUCAUUGACGAAGCGAAACGCUUGAGAGCCGUUCAUAUGAAAGAACACCCAGAUUAUAAAUAUAGACCGCGUAGAAAAACGAAAACGUUGCUCAAAAAGGACAAAUAUCCUCUCGGGGGAACGACUCCGUUAAUUCCGGGAAGUGGGGGAGAAUCCGCGCGAAGUCCGGUGUCCCAACACCAAACCCUCGGGAGAGACGUAUAUCAAAUGCCUAACGGAUACAUGCCUAAUGGAUACAUGGUUCACGACGCGGCAUAUCAGCAACAUUACGGCGGGUACCGUUACGACGUCGGACAAAUGCAACACGCCGGAUACGUGAACGGUUCGUCGUACGGAAUGUACGGGGGAACCGUUCCCGGAGGAGCUCCCUCACCUUACCUCCAACAGUCGUCUCACAGUCCGAGCGGGAGCUCCAUAAAAUCCGAGCCCGUUUCGCCGUCGUCGGGAGGAUUGCACACGCCCACGCCUACCACCGGAGCUCCGGUUUCGAUAAAAAGAGAAUACUCAGGCACGCCGGGAGCCGUACCCGCCGGGAGCAACGGUUCGACCGGAGAUCUCCGGCAAAUGAUCUCAAUGUACCUUCCCGGAGAACCCGGUGCUGAGCAGCGCCUUCAUCAAAUGCAGUAUCACCCGUCGGACCAGUUGCAGCCUUUGGCGCACAUAUAG
This is a messenger RNA of Pediculus humanus corporis (human body louse), 1347 nucleotides long. Its product is annotated as transcription factor Sox-2, putative. The record is from RefSeq and is a predicted model, not a curated record. Gene Ontology annotation, molecular function: DNA-binding transcription factor activity, RNA polymerase II-specific; RNA polymerase II cis-regulatory region sequence-specific DNA binding. Gene Ontology annotation, biological process: cell differentiation; regulation of DNA-templated transcription; anatomical structure morphogenesis. The transcript has 2 exons. Lineage: Eukaryota; Metazoa; Arthropoda; Insecta; Psocodea; Pediculidae. Bases 1 to 1347 code for a protein of 448 amino acids.